Molecule: messenger RNA, 4227 nt
Organism: Ciona intestinalis (vase tunicate)
Lineage: Eukaryota; Metazoa; Chordata; Ascidiacea; Phlebobranchia; Cionidae
Source: RefSeq, a predicted model, not a curated record
AGAUUUCCAUUUUGUAUGACGUCAUAUUAACACUGAAUUUCUGAAAAUCUUUAAACUUUUUUAUUGAUUACGUCAAGAUGACGUCAGUUUGGAUAUUAAUUGUGACGUCACUUUUCGUUAGCAUCUCGGCCCUUGAUAUACCACCUGAAGCCAAGGAACAACUGCCACGCCCACCCACGAUCACCAUCCAACCCGAUGAGGUCACAUACGCGAUUCCACGCGUUUUGAUUGUACUUCGAUGCGCCGCGGUCGCCCAACCAGAUGUUAAAAGCACAGGAGGAUAUUUAUGGAAGAAAGAUGGAAGUACUUUGGAAACUGUUGAUAGUCCUUCCAAUGACGGAACUGGCGUUAGCAUUGUGAUGUCACAAAAAGAUGGAACCAUUACCUUCAGGGGAAGUGAAAAUCUGCCGGAAGAAGAACUUCUUCAAUAUGAAGGCGUGUACCAAUGUUUUGCAUCUAAUGACCUCGGAACAGCAAUGACCAGAUCCACAACUUUAAAAGCUGCAGCGACCGUAUUCCUACUACCGGAAAACAAGAUCAUAGAAACACAAGUGGGCGCCCCACUUCAGAUACCUUGCAGCUACAACAGCUCCGAUGAUAAGUUAAUCACGUGGAAGUUUGAACCAGACACCGUUACAUUGAACGAAAGAAUAUCUGAGUCGUCCGAUGGAAGAUUGAUCUUCUCCAACGUCGAAGGAGGUGACGAUGGACUCGUAGUCUACUGUAUAAUAAAAGAUCGAAUUACUAGGAGGUCUGCGGAUGGUCCCCACCACACGUUCUACGUCGAUGCAUCAAAUCCUAUGAACGACCAACCACCAGUGAUUGUUUCUCCCGCUCCCCAAACCGAACCGCAAAUCGUGCUCAAAGAUGACACCUUUAGACUAAAAUGCUCGGCCACGGGAAAACCAACUCCAAUCGUUCACUGGGAAAAGGUAAAUGGAGUUUGGCCGACCGAUCGUUACGUCAUCGAAGAUUUCGGACGAACCGUUACCAUUAGCAACGCGACAUAUGACGACAGUUCCGAUUACAGAUGCACGGCUAGCAAUAGUGCUGGGGAAGUCGCCGUAGAUGAAAAAGUAUUGAUCCACGCGCGACCUUUCUUCUCCACCGGUGAUAAUACACCUCGUGACGUCAUAAGAUAUCCAGGUGGCAACGUCACAAUAAGAUGUCAACCUGAGGGGAUUCCCUCGCCCUCAAUAGAAUGGAGGGUCAAUGGCGUUCCUAUUGCAGACACUCCAAAAAUGGAUAAUCGUGAAAUCCACCCAACCAAAAUUCGACUUUACAAUCUGCAAAUACCAGAUUCUGCUGUCUACCAGUGCAUUGCAUCAAAUCUAUAUGGGAGCAUUAUAAAACAAGCAUAUGUGAAUGUGUUAGUUUCAAAGCCACUUGCGCUUUCCAAUGAUGUGGUGCAGUAUGAACAAGUUGUGGGAAAAUCUAUUGAACUGAAGUGUCCUGUAUUUGGAUCACCCUCUCCUGACAUCAAGUGGAAAAAAGAUGGGGCCGAUAUUGCAAUGAACGACAGAAUUUCACUUCGAAAAAAUAAAUAUCUCCGAAUACACGAAGCAACUUUUGAUGAUGCUGGUCCAUACUCUUGUCUUGCUUGGAACGAAUAUGGAAGUUUAUUAUUAAACACCUCGUUGUCAGUUUUUGAACGAACCCGGAUCCAGUCUGCUCACCCAACUCCUUACUUUGUAAAACGAGGCGAUUCGGUGACCAUGUCAGUUCAGAUUACCACCGACACGGGAGUUGAGCCACGUUCAGUACAUUGGUAUAAAUCCAACAUUCCUGUUGGUCGAGGUGUCAAUCACAUUGUCGACAAUGCAGAGUUCACAGAUACUGGAAGUUACAAAGUUAUGGUCAACACCACACUGGACCAUGCUUCUGUUCAUUUCACAUUGGUUGUACAAGAUGUCCCAUUACCACCAAUGGAUUUCUCUGUAGAAGCUACAGGUGCAACUCCCUUAGAUGUAAGAUUUACAUGGCAACCAUCUGAUAAUAACUUUUCUCCAAUAGAAGAAUAUAAAAUUGAGUAUGAAGAAAAUAAUUACAGACCAGGAGAAUGGUUCUUAUUGGUUGAUUCGAUGUCACCUGAUGUAAUCUAUUAUGAUGUCACACUAUCACCGGGUUUGAAUUACAAAUUCAGAAUGUGGGCUCGUAAUUCUAUUGGCUGGAGUGAGACACCGAGUGGAGAAAGCAUGCGGUAUACCACACCGGACGAUGCUCCCAGUGUAAACCCAGUAGGAGUAUCAGGGGAGGGGAACACCCCAACUAACAUGAUUAUCACCUGGCAACCCGUGGAACCAGUGAACUGUAACGGACCAGGUUUUGGUUACUAUAUCAAGUACUGCCCAGUAAAUGACUGCACGAACAGAACAGAAAUUCCUGUUCCAGGCAGUGACGUAACAUCAUAUGAAGUGAAUGGUCUUCCAACAUAUACUCCAUACAAUAUCAAGGUUGUCAGCUAUAAUUCUAUUGGAUCUGCAGCAGACCCAGCUGAUGUCAUUGGGUUUUCUGGAGAAGAUUCUCCCAUGUCUGAACCAACUAAUGUCAUGGUCCAAACAAUUGAUGAUGAUGCAACAACAGUCAUUGUGACAUGGCAAAAGGUUGAUGCUGACUCAGUACGUGGUAAAGUGUUAGGAUACACUGUGUCUUUCCAACCUACUUCUGGCUAUAAUGAUGUAAAUCAGAAAGUUGGUGACACCAACACAGCAAGAGUAACCGAUCUUCAGCCAAACACACAAUAUACGUUCAGUGUUGCUGUCUUCAACAGUGUUUCAUCUGGUCCAAAUUCACUACCAUAUGACGUCAUAACACCAGAAAGCACACCCGGUCCACCACAUUUACUGCGUUCAGUCCAAUCUUCUGAUAAAACGAUCCACCUCGCAUGGUCAAGUCCUCGAAAACCAAACGGCGUCAUUACUGGUUACGUCAUGAGCUACGUAUGCCUAAACGACACCACGGAACGUUUUGGACCCAUCAUGCUUGACGAUACCUCUUACGUCAUGACUCACUUACGUCCAAAUCACUUAUAUGACAUCACAGUUGGCGCUCGUACGUCAAAAGGCGUGGGUGAAUUAUCUAAUGUUCUCAUGUCGACGAUGGCAGGCGAAGCCCCCAAACCUGCUACCUUCAACGUCACAUCCGGUUUGUCGAACGCAAACGUCACGUGGUUCUCAGCCGAGGGGAUUCCCGCUUCAAAAUACUUUAUUGAAUAUAAAAAAUCAGAUGAAGACAAAUGGUCUACAGUUGGACCUUAUGCGUCUGCUAAAACCGGCGAGGCAGUCUCCUUGGAAGGACUCGAUCCCGGUACCCCAUACUUGAUCCGGAUCGUCUCCGUUAACGAUUAUGACAACACAACGUCAGAAUAUAUCAUCGUAACCACAUCCGGAACAGGUGCAUCUUCUGCCGGGAUAACUGGACAGAUUUGGUUUAUUGUCCUUAUAACUAUCAUCGUAUUCUUGAUUAUCCUCAUUAUCAUUGUAUUUGUCUCACGUCGUCGAAAAGGUGGCAAAUAUUCAGUUGCUGACAAGGAGGGUCAGCUAGUUGAUCAGGAGUCGCAACCAAACAGAUCCGAAGACAUUGGGGAAUAUAAGAAAAUCGACGAUGACGAAGCUAAAAAGCCAUUGAAUAGCCCAACUUCGGUUUCGCCGCUCAACGGUAAAACUACGCCGUCUGACGGUCUACCCACCACCACACCUCUACGCACUAGAGGCGACAGUGUUGCGGGUGAUUCGAUUGAUGCUUUCGGCGAUGAAGAGGCGCGUGAAUUCAACGAAGACGGUUCAUUCAUCGGGCAGUAUGGUGCCCUUCAAGAAAGCAGCACAACCACCCCUGCAGCAUCACCUGGCGACGUAAAUCCGGCGAUUAAUCAACCACAUGGUGACGCAGUGUGAACAAUGUGGAACUAUUGAUCUACCAUCUUAGAUCAACGCCCGCUUUCCUUGUUUUAAUUUAAACCGAACAAAUACUUUCCCCCGCGCGAUGCAGUUCGUACUAUAUCCGUGACGUCAUCGCCUGAGGUCACUGUGACGUCAUUGUAGCGCAGUAUACUGGGGCGCCGGUUCAAAUUUCUUCAAAACAAACAAGUUCCGCUUUUUUGCGAAAAAAAUCCGUAAAACGGAAACGAUUUUCGAUGUAUAUGAAGCAAAAAAUCCCCUAAACUGCAAAAGUUUAUGAGUCGUGUGUUACAUCGCUUGCACUGUUGUAGAAUAAAUCAUUUGUACUUAA